AUCAGCUGUCUUUGCAAACAUAGCGGUAACGUCAGACGCACCGGCCGGCAGUGCGGGGGAGGAAUCGACUAACGGUAGUGGCUUGGAUUUUAAAAAAAAACAAACGGACAACGGUAGCCGCCACCGGACUCUUAUCGAGCGCGCACGCAAGUCUCUGCAUUUUUUAAAAUAAAUCAUAACGAUCGCACUAUAAGUGACGUUGUAUCUUAUUCUUUUCAAUCAGUGCAUUGUGUUACCCCGAAUUGGGGUCCACCCGGGCGGGUUAAAAUGCCAACGUGCCUGUAGCUUAGCUGGUGCUGUCCCGCUUGCUGCUUAUCACCACGAGCUACCGACUAGUGCCAAAAAUACGGAGGCUGCGGUUCUAAGAGAGGCAACUGGGGGCCUUCACGCGCGAGGGUUUCAAGAUCGGAAAAUGAAACUGGCUAUAUUGUUUAGUGUGGCGCUCCUUGCGCUGGCAGCUGCUGCGCCCACGAAAGACGUUGACGACACAAUAGUUGUUACGUCGGAAUUCUUCCCCGACGCUCUCGCUGUGUACACCAGCCAACAUGACAUCGUGAGUCUGACCGUCCCCCUCAAUAAAGCCAACUUCGAAGAUGAUGAAAGCCUCAACGGUGACAAAUUAGUUCUCCUCGCAAUCUUUGUAGAAGCUGAUAUAAAUGACAAGGGAGAAUACGACUACAAAGGCCUUUACACUCUCAAAGGCGGAAACGCAACGAAAAUUCUAGAAACAGGCACAGACUCCGCUUCUGAUAAAUCUAAUUCGCGUGACGUGUUCCUCAGUGCCACUGAUGGGCUGUAUGUAUACAAAUACGAUGUUCAUAAAGUUGAGAAAUACGGCUCAGUUAAUGACAAUUUGGUUGGUAUUGCUAAAGUGAACUCUAGCGAAGAUAUCUUUGUCCUGUCUGCUGAUCACGUUCUGUACAAAGUCUCGGAAAAUGGAAAAAAGAAGGAGGUAGUAAAACAAGUUAAGGAUGCUCGUAAAAUUGUCUUGGACUUCUCUGAUAAUCUGUACUACUAUGAUGGAGAUAAACAAGUCUAUGUACUAAGUGAUGAUGGUGUUAAGAAAAUCGAAGGGUUGCCAGCCAACCCUAGCAACGUAGCUUUUGUUAAACCACCAUCCAUAAUUAAAAACGGAGUUAUAUUUAUAUCAGACAGGAAAUCUUACACCGUAUACGUGAAUGGAACUAGUGAAUUUAAUCACUUUGUACUAGAAGUGCAACCUACCGCUUUCGCUAUGGAGGGUACAAUUAUGCAAUAUUUCGCUUAUCAAAAGAAAAUAUACGAGUACACCAUAUUAGUAUUGAUUAACAGUGUGCUACAUGCACAGAAAUCAGAUGCUUUCAAAAAAAUCUUAGAAAACAAAUCCUCUGAGAUUGAAUCUAUUGCGACCCGCUCCAGAGGAAGUUUAAGGGCUUAAAUCAUACAUGGCGUUUAAAUACAUUUUAUUGUUACAAUAAGUCUUUGAUUUUAUAGAAAUCUUUCAUAAUACUCUUUAUUAAUAAUUAGGAAUAACUAUCUUCUGCACGCUGUUCCGCCAGCUUGAAUAAAGUUUUCCGAGACAAUCA
Manduca sexta (tobacco hornworm) is the source of this 1565-nucleotide messenger RNA. RefSeq lists its product as uncharacterized. NCBI's taxonomy places the organism in Eukaryota, Metazoa, Arthropoda, Insecta, Lepidoptera, Sphingidae. The coding region runs from base 413 to 1417 and encodes 334 amino acids. The record is from RefSeq and is a predicted model, not a curated record. The transcript is spliced from 3 exons.